Messenger RNA from Trichobilharzia regenti, 435 nucleotides. NCBI's taxonomy places the organism in Eukaryota, Metazoa, Platyhelminthes, Trematoda, Strigeidida, Schistosomatidae. The record is from the annotation of a GenBank genome assembly.
AUGAACCCUGACUACUUACAAGAUUGUAAUAAUCACAAUGCUGAACAAGAUGAUGAGGAAGAGGAAGAGGAAGAGUCAUUGUUAGAUGAUCCAAGAGAACAAAGAAACAGAGAUAAUCGAAGGCAACAACGUUCUCCUCGUGCAAGACCUAAUCCAAGAAAUCGAAGACCUAAUCAACGAUCACGAUCUCGUCAACAACAACAACAACAAGCCAAUAGACAAAGAAGUCGUUCAGCCAGACGUGCACCAAGACAACAGCCUAAUAGAAGAAGAGAUCAACAAAGAUCACGUUCAAGACCAAAUUAUCGUCGACAAGAAAGUAAUAACAACAGUAACAAUUAUCAGAUGUUAAAUAAAACAUCUAAGUUAUCAAAAAGAAUGCCAGAAUCAAAUUCAUCACAAAAUCAUCGUCGAAGAAAUGUAUCGUUUUCAUAA